Molecule: messenger RNA, 1404 nt
Organism: Zingiber officinale
Lineage: Eukaryota; Viridiplantae; Streptophyta; Magnoliopsida; Zingiberales; Zingiberaceae
Product: trihelix transcription factor GT-1-like
Exons: 5
Coding region: 93-1295 (400 amino acids)
Source: RefSeq, a predicted model, not a curated record
UUUUGCACAAUAAUCCCAAACCCAUAGUAUCUCCUGGGCAGCCAAAAUCCUACACUCUCUUUCUCCGGCAUGGGUUUGGAACAACCUCAACGAUGCCUCUCGUUACCCUAGACCAGUUCCUCUCCGAAUCGUCUCUUCCUUGCUUCCACGGGAGUGCUCAGCUCACCAUUGUCGAAGGCGCGGCCGCGGCGAAGCCGGCCAAGACGAUGUACUUGGCCGAGAAGCCCCGCGGCAUCGAUUUCUACAACAACAGCGGCUUGACGCCGCCGCCCCAGCCCCAGCAGCAGCAGAUGAUUUUGGGCGAUAGCAGUGGCGAUGAUCAUGAGGUCAAGGCGCCGAAGAAGCGCGCGGAGACGUGGAUCCAGGAGGAGAUGAGGAGCCUCAUCGCGUUCCGCCGGGAGAUCGAUGGGCUCUUCAAUACCUCCAAGUCGAAUAAACACCUGUGGGAGAAGAUCUCCGCCAAGAUGCGGGAGAAAGGCUUCGACAGGUCGCCGACGAUGUGCACGGAUAAGUGGAGGAACUUGCUAAAGGAGUUUAAGAAGGCGAAGCACCAGUCGAAAGGGAGCGGGUCGGCCAAGAUGUCAUACUACAAGGAGUUGGAUGAGUUGCUCAAAGAGAGAAGCAAGAAAGCCAGCUUCAAGAGCUCUUCGGUGUCAAAGGUUGACACAUACAUUCAGUUUCCUGAUAAAGGUCUUGAAGAUGUAAACACUCCAUUUGGAUCUGUGGAAGGUGGUAGGUCACCACUAAACCUUGACAGAACAUUAGAGCAUGACAGACAUCCACUUGCUAUAACAACAGCUGAUGCUGUUGCUGCCAAUAGUGUUCCCCCAUGGAACUGGAGAGAUGCAUCUGUGAAUGAUAAUAGUGCCUCUUAUGUUGGAAGAGUCAUUUUAGUCAAAUGGGGUGAUUUCUCGAGAAAAAUUGGCAUUGACGGCACUGCAGAGGCGAUUAAGGAAGCCAUCAAGUCUGCAUUUGGUUUAAGAACAAAAAGGGCUUUUUGGUUAGAAGAUGAAGACAAUGUGGUUCGCAGCUUUGACAGAGAAAUGCCUCUUGGUUCCUAUACUCUUCAUCUUUAUGAAGGUGUAACCAUAAAAGUUUGUAUUUAUGAUGACACGGAUCAUAUACCAGUUCGUACUGAAGAAAAGACACUGUACACAGAGGACGGUUUCCAUGAUUUCCUUUCUCACCGUGGAUGGACCGGCCUUAGAGAGUUAAGCAGCUUUAAAAAUGUCGAUUCUCUUGAUGAACUGCACCCAGGUGCUGUGUACCAGGGAGUUAGAUUGCUUAGCGAUUAGUUAGCUGUAAAGUUCUUAAAAGUGUGAGAUUGCAUGGUGUGUUUGUGUAUAAGUACUAAGAAUUUUAUAUUAUUUGACUCAUUCGGUUCAUUAGAGCUCUCUUAAUUUC